GAGACGUAGUGCUUGACUAGUGGUAGUGAACGACGAACCUCUGUGGACGUCCGCGUAUUAUUAUAGAAAAUGCAAGGACGCAGCGUUGCGCUACGCUGGCUCUGCCUUUUGCUAGCCGCUCAUACGUGUGUAUGCCAGAAGGCAGGGCGGCAAUAUGGCGAUAAGCUCCAAUCUUUACUCACCGGGGAUAACACGGCCACUCUGAUAUCCACUUUUUCUGACGUGCUGUCUCCCGGAAAUUCUCCACGCAAUGCACCGGCAUCCGGCGCACUGCGUGGGCUGCUAAAAACCGACGGAUCGAAUGAACGUGGAAAGGGUGUCGCGCAGACCACGGCCUUGCUAAACGGUUUCACGAAAUUCGUCCUGCCGCUUGUUCAAAGCGGAGCCGAUUCACAAGGAGGUUCGAUGUUGGGUCCGUUCGGUAAUGCACGCGACAGGCUGCAGCGGAGAUUAACAGGUGGCUUGUCCGGAUAUGGAUCUCAGCGGGCAACAUUAGAAGAGGAGGAUGACUACAGUCACGCGAACGCCGAGAAGUUAACGUUAGGAAGGCGCAGAAAAGGUCGGAAAAAGUCUGACGACAUAAGCCUUUACGACGUCGUCCAUAUUAUCAGGCAACUAGAUGAUCAGACAGGUUACGGAAGCGGAGAGGUAGUCAAGCACUUGCAAGUGAGCAAACAAGAUGCCGAUCACUGGAUAAACACCAAAGGUAGAGUAAGGAGCGAUGGAAAAUGGUAUGAACGUUCAAAUCAGCAUCCCCAAAGAAGGAGGAGAAACAGAAACUACGGGAAUAGACAUUACAAUUCUGGAAGAACCUAUAAACCAUUGCAUGCUAGAUUUUCUACAAAGGAGACAGACGAGGGCAGCGAUAUUAUAAAUUAUGACUACGAAGAUGACAAUAGACGCGAGGAAAACCUAGACGAUGAAAGAGAAUCGAUCUUUCGCGGCAGUUAUGUUGGCGGCGAUUCUAAUCUUUUGACCGGAAGGUUUGGACUUGGUAACGUAAGGGGGCGCGGAGAUAGCAUCGGCGAGCCUGGAAACCAAUUACCACGUCGACCACGGAGAGUUCGUCCACAUCCCAGAGGUGCAGGCGUCAACUCAGAUUUCUCGCAACCCAGAGAGUUGGCAGGAAAUGAUCAAUUCAUAAGGCACCUGCGACGUGAGAGACUAGGGGGAUCUCCAUUGCACCAGGGACGCUCGCUAGAUAGGCCACAUUCAUUCCCGGGACCUUCAAGGCCAGGAGGGCGAUCUAUCUAUCCUGGACUUUCAGGGCCAGGAGGACCACCUACCUACCCUGGAUCGUCAGGUCCAAGGGGAUCACCUACCUUCCAUGGACCUUCAGAACUAAGAGGACCAUCUGCCUACCCUGGACCUUCAGGACCAGGAGGACCUUCUACCUACGCUGGACCUUCCGGGCCAGGAGGACCAUCUACCUACCCUGGACCUUCCGGGCCAGGAGGACCAUCUGCCUACCCUAGACCUUCCGGGCCAGGAGGACCAUCUGCCUACCCUGGACCUUCAGGGCCAGGAGGACCCUCUACCUACGCUGGACCUUCCGGGCCAGGAGGACCAUCUACCUACCCUAGACCUUCUGGGCCAGGAGGACCAUCUGCUUACCCGGGACCUUCCGGGCCAGGAGGACCAUCUGCCUACCCUGGACCUUCAGGAAUAGGAGGACCAUCUGCCUACCAUGGACCUUCAGAACUAAGAGGACCAUCUACCUACCCUGGACCUUCAGGAAUAGGAGGACCAUCUACCUACCCUGGUGAAUCUGCAGGUCCCUCGGAUUCCUACCCAAACUAUAGUCGUGUACCUUAUCAGCGUGAAAGACUUCCUUACAGAAAUGCGUGAAUAUCUCUUACCAAUGGUUCCCUAUAGUUUCCCAUUAUAUUAAUAUAACAUAAACAGCCCUUUCGCAACAGUUUUCAAUGAUACGGUUGGUAGCUGUAACGGUUAUGCAACAGAUCUGUCGAAUAUAUAAAGAUAUACGCCACGAUUUCAGAAUAAUUCGUUUUCUCAGUUUAAAUAAGAUAUCAAAUAAUACGUGAUUUUUAGUGUCAAUGUGUCUAUACAGGUUGGCAACGGGUAUUUUUAUAUGCGUUAGGGUUAAUGGCUAUACCUUAAACAGAAUGGUAACUAACAUUGAUAAUAUUGGUUAUCCCAUAAUAAUCGCUAUAAACAUUACCGUCGUUAACUAUUUUUAACUAUUUUUCCACACUGAAAUAACCAUUGGCAUUAAUAUUGUCACCACUGUUAUUAUCAUAAUUAUCGUAAUCAAUAUCAUCACCGUCAUUGUCAUUAUCAUCGUUAUGAUUAUCAGCAGCAACAGCAGCAGGAACGUCGAUUUUGUGAAUAUUGUUCUUGUAUUUCUUCACAAUCACCACAGAUAUGCAUAUUUACUCCAAGAUAUAUAUUUAUCCAGUAGCAUUCAUGUUUGCAAUGUGUGAAUAUUGUAUUGUUUACAAUGUAGUUAGUAAAAAUCUAAUCAAUAUGACUGUUAUUCAUAGUGUAAUAGCUUCGCGUGUACCGUUAUUGAUCACGAAUACUACAUGCCAUUUGUUUUAAAACAGAUGUUACGUUAUGUGUAAAUGAAAAUAAUAAAUCCUACAGUAUUAUAAAUAA
This is a messenger RNA of Priapulus caudatus, 2619 nucleotides long. RefSeq names its product S-antigen protein-like. Lineage: Eukaryota; Metazoa; Priapulida; Priapulimorpha; Priapulimorphida; Priapulidae. The record is from RefSeq and is a predicted model, not a curated record. The transcript is spliced from 3 exons. The coding region runs from base 70 to 1848 and encodes 592 amino acids.